Aaosphaeria arxii CBS 175.79 is the source of this 1428-nucleotide messenger RNA. Its product is annotated as actin protein 2/3 complex subunit. The coding region runs from base 106 to 1200 and encodes 364 amino acids. Gene Ontology annotation, biological process: Arp2/3 complex-mediated actin nucleation. Lineage: Eukaryota; Fungi; Ascomycota; Dothideomycetes; Pleosporales. The transcript is spliced from 2 exons. The record is from RefSeq and is a predicted model, not a curated record. Gene Ontology annotation, molecular function: actin filament binding. Gene Ontology annotation, cellular component: Arp2/3 protein complex; actin cytoskeleton.
UACAGCUUUACAUUCAACUUCCACAACCUUAACCUACCGAUCGAUCCUCACCCUCGCCGGCAAUAGUAGAGAGCUCCUCCUAUUGCAAAUAACCAAUUAAUCAAUAUGGGCGCCCCCGAAGUACACCACCUCUUCCACCAUCCCAUUGCGGACCAUUCCUUCUCUGCCGACCGCCAGACCCUCGCUGUAGCCCGCGAGAACAAUGUCGAUUUGUACGAGCGCUCCGGCGGCAAGUUCGAAUUGAAGGAUGAGCUCACCGGCCAUGACAAGACCGUAACCGGUGUUGACAUUGCCCCCAAUACCGGCAAGAUUGUGACUUGUUCUCAAGACCGCAAUGCCUACGUAUGGGAACCGUCGCCCGAGGGCUGGAAGCCAACACUCGUCCUCCUCCGCAUCAACCGCGCAGCCACCUGCGUCCGCUGGGCCCCGUCCGAGACCAAGUUCGCCGUGGGUUCUGGAGCCCGCCUGGUCCCCGUGUGCUACUUCGAAGAGGAGGACAACUGGUGGGUGUCCAAGCACAUCAAGAAGCCCAUUCGCAGCACGAUUACGGCAGUCGCCUGGCACCCGAACUCCGUCCUCCUCGCGGCAGGUUCGACCGACGGCCACGCCCGCGUGCUCUCCAGCUUCAUCAAAGGCGUAGACGCGCGGCCGGAGCCCUCGGCCUGGGGAGAGCGACUCCCAUUCAACACCGUGUGCGGCGAGUUCCUCAACAACACCGCAGGCUGGGUCCACAGCGUCGCCUUCUCCCCCUCCGGCAACGCCCUCGCGUUCGCCGCCCACGACAGCAGCCUCACGGUCGUGUACCCCAGCGGGCCCGAGCAGCCCCCCCGCGCCGUCGUCAGCAUCACCACGCAACUCCUCCCCUUCAUGUCGCUCGUCUGGAGCAGCGAAGACGAGAUCAUCGCGGCCGGCUACAACUGCGAAGCCUACCGCCUCAAGGGCUCCGAGCAAGGCUGGCAGCUCUCCGGCUCCCUCGAGUCCAAGGGCCGCCCGGGCAUCGAGCAGAGGGAGGAAUCCGCACUCAACAUGUUCAGGCAGAUGGACCUCAAGGGAAAGACCAACAGCGACGACACGAAGCUCAAGACCGUCCACCAGAACACCAUCAGCACCAUCCGCAGCUUCCAGGACGACGGCGCCGGAAACGUCAGCCAGAUCAGCUCUACCGGCGUCGAUGGCCGCGUUGUUAUCUGGACUUUGUAGAUCUAGCGUCGUCGCGUAGAUUAUGUGCAUGCUACUGAUAAAUAUCGAAGAAUAAUUUAUGCAUCUUUGAAUCAUUGGUUCAUUUGAUUGUUGACUUCAAGGCGGUACUCAUUAUCAUCAAAGAUACACAUACAUAUCUCAAACCAAUCAAGUAUUUUCACACUGACACGUAUAUCAAUCUAAACCCAAAUUCAAUCUAACACAUCUUAUUCCGUAAGAAUAACAAAG